CCGCGUGUGCCUCUCAUUUCUGGCUGUUUGAAAUAAUGUAAAGACCGAUUCAUUUAGUAGUGUGUUGGCAAUUAUUAAAAAAUUUGGAAAUAAGAUGGCUGCAAUCGGUGUUAACAGUGAUAUCCCACAGCUUCAGAUCAGAUUCGUCACCAAACAGGAUCAAUAUGCUGUUCCAGAUUACCCUCUGUCUGUCCCUGCGACGGUCGCCCCAGAGGAUUUGAAUACCCUUUUGAAUACUCUUCUUCAAGAAACAACUAAUUUAUCCGUUCCAAUCUCAUUUAACUUCCUCAUUGCCGCUGAGUUUCUUCGGUUGCCCCUUUCAGCGCACAUAAACGAUCAUGGGCUCUCCACCGAAGAGGUCAUUUCCAUCGAAUACAUCGAGAAACAUCCACCUCCAGAGCCCAAAAACUGUCUCAUCCAUGACGACUGGGUAUCAUCAGUAGCAGUCGCUGAAAAAUGGAUAUUAACAGGUUGUUACGACAAUACUCUCCAUAUUUGGACAUCCAAAGGACAGCACAAGCUGACAAUUCCUGGCCAUACAGCACCAGUGAAGGCGGUCGCUUGGAUCUCUCUAACAGGGGAAGUUGGGACUUUCGUUAGUGCUUCGCAAGACCAAACGGCCAUAAUUUGGCAGUGGAAUAUUCAAACUAAUGCUGUCGACUGUGUUCAUGUAUGCAGAGGUCAUGAACAAGGUCUUGAAUCAAUUGGAGUGAGCAUAAAUGCUGAGGACAUGGUGACUGGAGGUUGGGAUAACAUGUUGAAGGUUUGGGAAGUAGUGGGGGAUGAAUCUGACGAACCUGAGAAGAAAAAGGCUAAAGUCGAUAAAGGUAGAACGAGGAUCCCUAAGAGGACCAUGAAGGGACACAAGGAAGCUAUUUCUGGAACUGUUUGGAUGGACAAUAAUGACCUUAUUAGUUCCUCUUGGGAUCACACUAUUAAAAUUUGGGAUGCAGAGUUAGGAGGAAUGAAACAUGAAAUUGUGGGGAAUAAGAGUUUCUUUGAUGUGGAUUUCUCGAAGAUUGGUAGAGUUUUGGUCACAGCUUCUGCAGACAGACAUGUUAGGAUUUACGAUCCUCGUUCUAAUGAGGGCUCCGUCGUCAAAUCCACUCUCACCUCUCACACCCAAUGGGUUCAAACAGUACGCUGGUCCACGACGGACAUCAACAUGUUCCUUUCUGGUGGCUAUGACAGCUGUCUGAAACUCUGGGACAUUCGCAGUCCAACAGUACCACUUUAUGAACUAUCAGGACACGAAGACAAGGUUUUCUCCUGCAACUGGUCGAAUCCAAAGCUCAUGGUCUCCGGUGGGGCGGACAAUACUGUCAGAAUAUUUCAAUCUAGCAGUGCACUUCAUUAAAAUGUUUUAGUAACUUUUUUUAAGAUUAAAAUUUAUGAAUAAAGUUGAUGAUUUAGUUGA
Messenger RNA from Fopius arisanus, 1417 nucleotides. Its product is annotated as ribosome biogenesis protein WDR12 homolog. The record is from RefSeq and is a predicted model, not a curated record. Bases 95 to 1357 code for a protein of 420 amino acids. Lineage: Eukaryota; Metazoa; Arthropoda; Insecta; Hymenoptera; Braconidae. The transcript has 5 exons. Gene Ontology annotation, biological process: ribosome biogenesis. Gene Ontology annotation, molecular function: protein binding.